CCGGGGCGGGGGAGACGGAGCCGCGCCAGGCCCAGAGACGCCGCCGGAGCCGGGCCAUGGAGGAGUUUCACCCCCACAACGACGAGAUGACCUUCAAUGCUGAGGAAGCCCACAACAUCGUUAAGGAGUGCAUAGAAGGGAUUUUGGGCAAGGUAGAUUACAAUCACAACAAAGUCAAUCAGUGGACUGCAACUAUAGUGGAGCAAUCUUUAACACAUCUGGUAAAACUAGGAAAAACAUACAAAUACAUUGUAACCUGUGCAGUGAUGCAGAAGUGUGGCGCUGGUCUCCACACAGCAAGCUCGUGCUUUUGGGAUACCACAACUGAUGGUACCUGCACAGUGAGAUGGGAAAACCGGACUAUGAACUGCAUUGUCAAUGUUUUUGCCAUUGCUGUUGUCCUGUAGCUGACUGGAGUACAAAUAUUAAGUUACACCAAAGCCUUUAAGAUCAGAAAGUAUCAAAAUCUCAAAGCAUAUUGCCAUUAUGUAAUACUGUUUGUGCACUAAAGAAAAAGGUAUGAACAUGCUGUAAAGUCCAUUACACAAAGUGUACAUUCUGAACAAAUUCUUUCAAUUUAACUUGUGACAACUGGCUUUCCUUUAGCAAAUUUUAGCAAUUUAAAUAUUCCAGAUUGAUGAUAUGUUAAACUGGAGAUGCCAUGAUAUUAAUAAAAUGAGAAUAUGGAUAUUUGCAUCAAAAGAUUACAUCUACAAUGCAAGUGAAAGUGAGACUAGCAUAGGUAAGCAUACCCGUGCUUGCCUUAAUCUAGGUAACGCGAUAGUAUAGAUGUGACUGCACUGGCUAGCUGCCCAAAUACAAACAUGUGA
Messenger RNA from Terrapene triunguis (Three-toed box turtle), 830 nucleotides. Its product is annotated as dynein light chain Tctex-type 3. Gene Ontology annotation, biological process: microtubule-based movement. The transcript is spliced from 5 exons. Lineage: Eukaryota; Metazoa; Chordata; Testudines; Emydidae. The record is from RefSeq and is a predicted model, not a curated record. Bases 57 to 407 code for a protein of 116 amino acids. Gene Ontology annotation, molecular function: dynein intermediate chain binding. Gene Ontology annotation, cellular component: kinetochore; cytoplasmic dynein complex; cytoplasm.